CCCUUCUCUCUGCUCGACUCUUUCCCCACGACUUCGACUUCCCCUCUCUCUCUCGAUCUCCUCUCUCUCUGUCCACUAGCCAUGUUCCUUUAGCGUGAGACGGGGAGCUAGGAAUCCACGGCGUCGGAAAAGGCAGCCGCCUGAAGAACCGGUUUCCCCAAGACUUUUGUCCGGCCUGUCCGUCGCGGGAUUGGAUUCUUCGGCCAUGGCUCUCGCCGGCGUACGCCGGCACGCCGGCCAGUUCUUGAGCACCAGCAAUGAGCUCAUGGCGGCGUCGCUCUCGACGGCGAGCUGCGCGAAGGAGAUGCAGAAGGCGGAGGGGGGCGGGUGCCGCGACGACGCGGCGGCGCUGCGGCUCAAGGAGGUGGCCAUGGCGGCGAUACUGGUGGCCGGGGUGCUCGGGGUGGGCCUGCCGCUCGCGGGCCGGAAGCGCCGCGCGAUGCGCACGGACAGCGCCGCGUUCAUGGCGGCCAAGGCGUUCGCGGCCGGGGUCAUCCUCGCCACGGGGUUCGUCCACAUGCUGCACGACGCCCAGCACGCGCUCUCCAGCCCAUGCCUCCCCGCCGUGCCGUGGCGACGGUUCCCGUUCCCCGGGUUCGUCGCCAUGGCCGCCGCGCUCGCCACGCUGGUGCUCGACUUCCUCGCCACCAGGUUCUACGAGACCAAGCACCGCGACGAGGCCGCGCGCGUCAAGGCAGCCGCAGCAGCCGCGCUCGCCGCGGCCUCCUCCGCGUCAGCGAGUGACGAGGACAUCACCGUGGUCACCGUCGUCGAGGACGAGCGCAAGGCCCCGCUCUUGGAAACGCACUGCCACGGACACUCGCACGGACACAGACACAGCCACAGCCAUGGGCACGAGCUGGUACAAGCAGAGGGCCGCGAGGGGGAUGUGUCCGAGCAUGUCCGCUCUGUCGUCGUGUCACAGAUACUGGAGAUGGGGAUAGUGUCUCACUCUGUGAUCAUCGGGUUGUCACUGGGAGUAUCGCGGAGCCCGUGCACAAUCAGGCCACUUGUCGCGGCACUUUCUUUCCACCAGUUCUUCGAGGGUUUUGCAUUAGGCGGGUGCAUUGCUCAGGCACAAUUCAAGAACCUUUCAGCGGUUCUAAUGGCAUCCUUCUUUGCCAUUACAACACCGGCAGGGAUAGCUGCUGGGGCAGGCUUGUCCACAUUUUACAAUCCAAAUAGCCCGAGGGCUCUUGUGAUUGAGGGCAUUCUUGAUUCGGUGUCGGCCGGCAUCCUCAUAUACAUGUCGCUGGUGGAUCUCAUUGCUGCAGACUUCUUGGGUUCAAAGAUGACAGGGUCGCUGCGACAGCAAGUGAUGGCAUACAUCGCACUGUUCCUUGGUGCAAUCUCCAUGUCAUCACUUGCAAUAUGGGCUUGAGACCUGCCUUUGAUCAUCCGGUAAAAGGUGCAGUAACCUCCCGAGGAAAUUCCUGUUGCGUGUGUACAGUUCUAAUGGUACGCUGUAUUUUGUUGUGUCUCGUAGUAGUAGUUUGCUGGGGGCUCAUCAUAGGAUAACAUGCCCUGUUUUUGAGGGGCAUGAAAGAAACACCACCCUAUGUAAAAAGGGGGGCUCUUGUACCCGCACUGCCCCAAUAGUGGCGGUUCCAUAGGUGAGAUGUUGACGGUGGGUUUCUAUUGUACUCGAGUGUGUAACUGCUGUGGUUCUCUGAAACGGCGAGCAAGCAAUGAAAUGUAUGACAGCCGCUGCAUCUGCUGCUGGCUUUGAAUUUGA
Molecule: messenger RNA, 1735 nt
Organism: Panicum hallii
Lineage: Eukaryota; Viridiplantae; Streptophyta; Magnoliopsida; Poales; Poaceae
Product: zinc transporter 7-like
Exons: 4
Coding region: 206-1381 (391 amino acids)
Biological process (GO): zinc ion transmembrane transport
Cellular component (GO): plasma membrane
Molecular function (GO): zinc ion transmembrane transporter activity
Source: RefSeq, a predicted model, not a curated record